Molecule: messenger RNA, 411 nt
Organism: Pseudogymnoascus destructans
Lineage: Eukaryota; Fungi; Ascomycota; Leotiomycetes; Thelebolales; Thelebolaceae
Gene: HHT1
Product: histone H3.1
Exons: 3
Coding region: 1-411 (136 amino acids)
Biological process (GO): rRNA transcription
Cellular component (GO): nucleosome
Molecular function (GO): structural constituent of chromatin; protein heterodimerization activity; DNA binding
Source: RefSeq, a predicted model, not a curated record
AUGGCUCGUACCAAGCAAACUGCCCGUAAGUCCACUGGUGGCAAGGCUCCCCGCAAGCAGCUCGCAUCCAAGGCCGCACGCAAGUCCGCACCAUCGACAGGAGGUGUCAAGAAGCCCCACAGAUACAAGCCAGGAACUGUCGCUCUCCGUGAGAUCCGUCGUUACCAGAAGUCGACUGAGCUCCUGAUCCGCAAGCUCCCCUUCCAGCGUCUCGUCCGUGAGAUCGCCCAGGAUUUCAAGUCCGAUCUCCGCUUCCAGUCUUCCGCCAUCGGUGCUCUCCAAGAGUCCGUCGAGGCUUACCUCGUCUCACUCUUUGAGGAUACCAACCUGUGCGCCAUCCACGCCAAGCGUGUUACCAUCCAGUCCAAGGAUAUCCAACUCGCCCGCCGCCUCCGCGGUGAGCGUUCUUAA